Truncatella angustata is the source of this 2712-nucleotide messenger RNA. RefSeq lists its product as uncharacterized. The transcript has 6 exons. Bases 1 to 2712 code for a protein of 903 amino acids. The record is from RefSeq and is a predicted model, not a curated record. NCBI's taxonomy places the organism in Eukaryota, Fungi, Ascomycota, Sordariomycetes, Amphisphaeriales, Sporocadaceae.
AUGAAGCGAAGCACUUCGUUGUUGUUUCUUGCGGUCUCGGUCAAAUUGACAAGCGCUCAGGACGCGACAGCAACAACACCAACUGCAUGUAGCAGUACACCAUCACCUUCUAGACUAUCCGAUAUCUUUUGGCAACUUCGCGAUCUCGAAGAAAACCCGCCGACGCUAGGCAAGAACGUGUAUAUAGGCCACCAGAACCAAACAUUUUGUUGUCUUCGUGCGGUGGGCGAAGCUCUUGCGAUUGUGAAUGGUACCUUAGUCAAGACCAACGACUUCAUCCAAGCGGCACCGGACGACUUAAUUCAGAAGGCCAUACACUCAAACCAAUUUCCGUGUGACGCAAUUUACAAUGGGAACCCCAGUGGUGCUCCCCUCGUGGAGGUACCGUAUGCUUGGUGGGCAGAUAAUUGCCCAGGUUGGCAGCUUAAUGAUCGCAACAAUUUAGAAUCAUGGCUACAGCCGCUAAGCGGGUUCUUGAUUCCUGCCAUUCCCCUGAUCUUCAGUAUACCUCGACGCAGGAAACUCGAGGUCUACCGACAAUUCUUUAUCGCCGAUCUAUCUGGUGUGAAAAGUUAUUUGGCGGCACCACUCGGGGCUUUAGGCGCUGCAAUCAUCGUCAUCUUGGACACAGUAAUAUGGCUGUCAACAUGUUUUGCUUUUGCAGCGCCAAUGAUACUGAGUGGGCUAUACGAAGCCGUGUUGGAUAACAGAAUGCUCGAAUUUCUUAAAGAGAAGAUGCAGAACAAACGACUCACACUUGAUAUGAGAGCACGUUGCCUAAUGGUCAUCUUGAUCGGUAAUCUGGAUUUGGCCUUGGAUGACGGAAACACCCAAAGUAAUCAGUUACGGCACUCAGAAGCUGCACAUGAAGUCAUCGAGGGCCAGCCUGGAGAUUUACUGCCGAGGCAAGCCGCUGUUGCGGAAACUGGAAUAAAGGAAGGAGAUGAUGCGCCCCCGGGACAACAGUCACACCUGCCUCCCGAGAUUGAUAUCGAAGAACCCUCUCAAACAGACGAUAUCGAAUUAUCUUCUCUCACAGAGCGAGGGAACGAGCGUCCUAGGAGAGUUUCGACGUCAAGAUCGCUGGCACCUUCCCCGCUAACAGGGCUAAGAAAUGCCAGUCCUACUUCAGAGAGUACAAUGUUGAAUCAAGAGCAAUCCCAACAUCCUCCUAAUAUACCCAGUCCAAGGCAGAGUCAGGUGUCUUUUCGUUCCAGGUUUACUCGCAAGCCCACUGUUCAGCAAGCAGCUAGUCCAUGGCGCCAUAUGGAAAACCUUCUAUACGAAAUUCGUCUCUAUGAUGAUGAGGAUCGCGUUCGUGGUGAAUUUCCUCGUCAAUGGUCCAAACAUAUCUGCAACAAUUCGUCGUGUGAAAAUCUGGCUCAUGUCGAGAAGCCUCGGAAGCGCGAUACCGAGUUCGAAAGCUUUGUUGCAAAAACACGAACGCGUUUGCGCACAAUGCUUCAUUGCCAAUACUCAUUCGGAACUAUCGUUGGCGCGCCUGUGAUAUUCUUUUUGGGCGGCUUUAUAUUCGCCCUUUUGAGCAGCCUUGAGCAGUUUGGAGAUCAAGAUAUUGCCGAAGCUCUAGCGUUUGGGCAGUGGUACAUGAUUAUUCCUCAUAUUUCUAUUAUAUCCGGAUUGUUGCUCGCAGGCAACAAUCCUAAUAUUCUGGAAGGCGUCUUCGCGACAGAACGUGGUGAAGAAGUAGAUGUCAUACGAUUCUUUGGCCUUCGUUUCGGACUCGCAUUUCCUAGCUGCUACAAGACAGCCUGGCAAUGGAGACGAGGUCAUGUGAAGAAAGGGUGGAUUGAAAAGAUCAUAUCAACCUAUGGCACUCGCAAAGACCACGAGUAUAUGGGCCAGACCGAGGAAGACAAAGACAUGAUGGACCUCCGCGAGAGAACGACCCUAGUGGCGUUUGAUUGGGUCUUUAUUCUGGCCCUCAUGUCAUUGCUGAUCUACGUGCCAUACAUUCUAGCCUUCAUGACGUCCUACUUCACGCCGCCCAUCGGUUUGGCCUGCCGCUCGCUUACGUCUAGUGUUUAUGCUUGUAGCCAAGCCGGCCAGAUCUUGCUUUGGUUCUGGACCAACGUCGGAGAAGCAUCGGCAGAAGGGUAUACAGACCACCUGAAGGUGCUAGAUUAUGAGACGAGAAACACAUGGCUCCACAGAAGUGGCUUUUUUAAAGCCUCAUCCAUCAGUUGGCUCACUAAUUCCAAUCCACAUUGGAACCCCAGAAUGCCUUGGCUCAUCCUAAAGUCAAAGCGAGUGUGGACGGCCAGAAUGCUAUGGUGCGUCAUUUACCACUUCUUUGCCGUGAUCUUCGGCAUAGGCGCUGUCUUCUCAGUCCUUGGUGGGACCACCAUGCAACUUAUGGGCGUUUACUCGGCAAAUAUAUGCUCUGUUCAAGCAAGAUACUGGCUCUCACCUCACGAAAGUCGCCCGGGCGUUGUGGCCUCGAAAAACACUGCAGCGGCAAUCGAGGCAGCGCGGAGGUAUUGGGAGCCAUGCGCCAUUACUGCAAUAAUGUUUCUGGCUUUUGUCAGUUUCAUAGGGUGGUGGUACCAGCGGAGGAUGCGGGAUCUUUUUGCCGAAUUGGUACGUAAUAUUGACGCGCAAAAAUAUGACAGAGACGAUACGCGCAUGGCAAGACCAUUGAGGGACAGACGACCACAUGAGCUCGGGGCUGUUACCGUUGACAGUGAAAUUUAG